AUGUCGAGCGGAAGGAAAAGCCGAGGUCGCCAAAAGAUUGAAAUGAAAAAGAUGAGCAACGAGAGCAACCUGCAAGUUACUUUCUCAAAGCGCCGUAGCGGGCUCUUCAAGAAAGCUAGCGAGCUUUGCACUCUUUGUGGUGCAGAUGUUGCUCUCGUCGUAUUUUCACCUGGUGAGAAGGUAUUUUCCUUUGGUCACCCUGAUGUUGAUACGGUCAUAAACCGUUAUCUCUUACAGGUCCCACCUCAAAACAAUACCACCAUGCAAUUCAUUGAGGCUCACCGUAGCGCCAACCUACGUGAACUCAAUACUCAGUUGACUCAAAUCAACAGUGCGUUGGACAUUGAGAAGAGGCGUAAUGAGGAGCUGACUCACAUGCGCAAGAAUGCUGAGGCUCAAUAUUGGUGGGCUUGUCCCGUUGAUGGGAUGAAUAGAGCUCAACUUGAAUUAUUCAAGAAGGCUCUGGAGGAGCUUAAGAAGCUCAUUGCUCAACAUGCUGCUCAGGGUGUUCCUACUCCAACCCUACCAUUUUUUGCUGGAAAUGGUUCAUCCGCUAACAUGCCGAUCCAUCAUCAGCCAAAUCCUCAACAAUCUCAGAUGUUUCCAGCACAAUUUUUCCAGAACCCUAUGUUGCAACCUCAUUUGUUUGGUUUUAACAACAUGGGAGGAGGAGGAUAUGGACCCCCUGGAUUCUAUUGA
Trifolium pratense (red clover) is the source of this 699-nucleotide messenger RNA. Its product is annotated as agamous-like MADS-box protein AGL62. Gene Ontology annotation, molecular function: RNA polymerase II cis-regulatory region sequence-specific DNA binding; DNA-binding transcription factor activity, RNA polymerase II-specific; protein dimerization activity. Gene Ontology annotation, biological process: positive regulation of transcription by RNA polymerase II. The record is from RefSeq and is a predicted model, not a curated record. NCBI's taxonomy places the organism in Eukaryota, Viridiplantae, Streptophyta, Magnoliopsida, Fabales, Fabaceae. The transcript has a single exon. Bases 1 to 699 code for a protein of 232 amino acids.